This is a messenger RNA of Fragaria vesca subsp. vesca, 1608 nucleotides long. RefSeq names its product tRNA-specific adenosine deaminase 1-like. The transcript is spliced from 11 exons. Bases 1 to 1251 code for a protein of 416 amino acids. Gene Ontology annotation, biological process: RNA processing; adenosine to inosine editing. Gene Ontology annotation, molecular function: double-stranded RNA adenosine deaminase activity; double-stranded RNA binding; tRNA-specific adenosine deaminase activity. NCBI's taxonomy places the organism in Eukaryota, Viridiplantae, Streptophyta, Magnoliopsida, Rosales, Rosaceae. Gene Ontology annotation, cellular component: cytoplasm; nucleolus. The record is from RefSeq and is a predicted model, not a curated record.
AUGACCUCACCUCCCCGCCUCGAAACGCCGUCGUUUUGUCCUUCUUCCUUUCCAGACUCGCACUGGGGCCAAAGAGUUUCAGACAGGGUGCUCUCACUCUACAACUCGCUCCCAAAGAAAGGGAAGCCUCAGGGCGGCGAAGUGACCGUUUUGGCCGCCUUCCUCCUCUCCUCUCCUCUCCAAGAAUUAGAAGUGGUAGCAUUGGGAACCGGGACCAAAUGCGUCGGCUGCUCACUCCUCACCCCCCGCGGCGAUGUCGUCAACGAUUCCCACGCUGAGGUCAUCGCUCGCCGCUCUUUGAUCAGGUUCUUCUAUGCACAGAUUGGAUGUGUUUCGCAAAUUUAUAGCGAGGAAAGAGAUGACAAUGCAAGCAAACGGUUGCGAAAUGAUGAUGCGAAAAAGUUUGUUUUCGAAUUGGAACCGGAUGGUGGUGGUGGAGAAAGGAAAUACGUAAUGAGGAAGGGUUGGAAAUUGCACAUGUAUAUAUCGCAACUGCCUUGUGGGAUUGCUUCGCCGAGUUCUCUGUUGUCUCCAGUGAAGAAUGUCUCACCUACUGGAGGCAUAAACAAUGGUGACGCUUCACAACUAAUUGGCACGGUUCAAAGAAAGCCUGGCCGUGGGGAUACAACAUUAUCAGUUAGUUGCUCUGACAAGAUAGCCCGUUGGAAUGUCGUUGGAGUUCAAGGAGCUUUGCUUUCCUUCUUUCUUCAACCAGUAUACCUUUCUUCCAUUACUGUUGGACAAUCCCCUAACAACUCUGAGAAGGUUCUUGUGGUUGAUUGUCUGAAACAAGCUCUGCAUGAUCGUGUCCUACCAUUAUCCAGUGAGCUGACCAGUCCUUUCCAAGUCAACCAGCCACUACUCUUGGAAGCUCCAAUGCCACCAAAGGAAUUUCAACAUUCUGAGACCGCUUUGACCACUAUAACAUGCGGGUAUUCAAUAUGUUGGAAUAAAUCUGGUUUGCAUGAAGUCAUUCUUGGAACCAUAGGAAGGAAGCAAGGCGCUGCAAAAGGGGCACGCAGUCCGUCUACUGAAUCCCCUAUAUGCAAAAAGCGGCUUUUGGAGAUGUUCUUGUCCCUAAGAAAUGAAUGCCCCACCAAAAUCCAUGUUAAUGAGAUUUCAUAUCGAGAAAUCAAGGAAAGGGCUUAUGAAUACAAUGCAACGUCAAAAGUUCUAAAAAGAACACAUACCUUUAGUAAUUGGCUAUUGAAGCCCCCAGAUUUGGAGACAUUCUCUGCUAUGGGAGAGUGAGUUUCAGGUUACUCAUUACUGGCUAGAAAGGGUUUCUACGAGCUUUGAGGAUAAGGAUAUCAUAUGAACUCAUGAGCUGUGUCCAAGUUACUAACUCAGAAAAUGUCAUUGCUUCACCUGUCUCUGCCUUCAAGAGCAUGUUGCUGCACAAAUGACACAUUUUUCUGGAGAAAUGUUUGAUGACAGAUUCAAGGUUAAUGUUGGCUCUCACACUUUCUAGUGCGAAUUGGUAUUAGAGCUCAGUUUGAUUUUCACCCUUCAAGCGGACAUGUGGAGUCUGAUAAUGUGGCUUAAGCCAUCUUGUGAUUGAUUGUAAAACACUCAACUAGGAGGUGUUAGAUGAAUUGUUCGAACAGG